CUAAUACGUGCUUACUCAAAUCCAAUUUCAAUCAUCUAAACCACAAUUUGGUGCAUACAAUAUUUAUAUAUAAAAAUUAAAUAUCUCGUGAGAGUUUUUCUAUAAAAGGUACACGUACACUCAUGUAUCUACUUACUCACUCCUUUCAGAAACCCAAACCCUCAUUCCAAAAAAUGGGGUCUCGCUCUCAAAACCUCUCCUUUCUCGUCCUCCUCCUCCUUGGCUUCGUUGCCGUCUCCUAUGCUUGCGACUGUACCCCUCCUAAACCAUCACCAGCACCUCACAAACCACCAAAACAUCCAGUCAAACCGCCUAAACCUCCUGCCGUCAAACCACCUAAACCACCGGCAGUAAAACCACCUACUCCAAAACCUCCCACCGUGAAACCCCAUCCUAAACCACCAACCGUCAAACCCCAUCCUAAACCACCAACCGUCAAACCCCACCCUAAGCCACCCACCGUCAAACCACCCCACCCUAAACCACCCACCAAACCUCACCCCCACCCAAAACCUCCCAUCGUAAAGCCACCAACCAAGCCUCCUCCGUCCACCCCUAAACCUCCCACCAAACCUCCCCCGUCCACACCUAAACCUCCCACGACCAAGCCUCCUCCGUCUACUCCGAAACCACCCCACCACAAGCCUCCGCCUACACCAUGCCCACCACCAACACCAACGCCGACUCCACCAGUUGUAACACCGCCAACACCAACCCCACCCGUCAUAACUCCACCAACACCAACCCCACCCGUCGUAACACCGCCAACGCCAACUCCACCCGUCAUUACACCACCAACACCAACUCCACCCGUCAUUACACCACCAACACCAACACCACCCGUCGUGACACCUCCAACACCAACACCACCCGUAGUAACACCACCAACACCAACUCCUCCUACGCCUAUUCCAGAGACUUGCCCAAUUGACACGCUGAAGCUAGGCGCUUGUGUGGACGUUCUUGGAGGUUUGAUUCACAUCGGACUUGGAAAAAGCCACGCCAAGGCAGAAUGUUGUCCGGUUUUAGGAGGUUUACUUGACCUAGACGCAGCCGUUUGUCUAUGUACCACCAUUAAGCUCAAACUUCUCAACAUCGACCUUGUUCUCCCCAUUGCUCUUGAGCUUCUUCUCGACUGUGGAAAAACUCCACCAUCUGACUUCAAAUGUCCCGCUUAAUCGAUGUAGAACGUUGAGAGUCUCUGGACGACUCCAAAAGUUUCGUUUCUUCAAGAAAUUUGUUAGUUUCAUGAUCUAUUUGGUAAUGGGAGGUUAAUCUGCAUAUGUGCGACCUUUAGUUACAUGUUUCAUUUGAUACAAUAAAAGGCGUUGUAAUUUGGGUUUGAGAUUUCAAUUUCUUUGGGCUUUCUUGUUAUGUUGUACUUUUAAGAAGAAGAAAAAAAAACUGUUAAACGAUAUAACUUUUUUUUUAAUAUGAACAAGUUUGUAUCUGUCUAAUUUGUUUUUAUGUACAUACGUACGUUUUGGAGUAGAAAAAAUGUGAUUUUUGUAGCCAUGGCCCAUGCGCAUUGCACUGAUGCAUAUGCGCCUCACAGCGCAGCUACUGACCAAGAACAUGUGUAUAAAUUUAGUUAUACUGUAUACACGUAUACUCUUGCUAAAAAAAAAUUAUCUAUCACAUUUUUUUUUGUCCAAACAUUUGAUAAAAAAGAUAUAUGAUAAGAUUACAAAAUUUUGAUUUGU
This is a messenger RNA of Arabidopsis thaliana (thale cress), 1703 nucleotides long. It is a transcript of the gene CWLP, whose product is annotated as cell wall-plasma membrane linker protein. The transcript has a single exon. NCBI's taxonomy places the organism in Eukaryota, Viridiplantae, Streptophyta, Magnoliopsida, Brassicales, Brassicaceae. Bases 123 to 1178 code for a protein of 351 amino acids. The record is from RefSeq and is marked reviewed.